Abrus precatorius (Indian licorice) is the source of this 1206-nucleotide messenger RNA. Its product is annotated as probable pectate lyase 5. Bases 1 to 1206 code for a protein of 401 amino acids. The record is from RefSeq and is a predicted model, not a curated record. The transcript has 4 exons. Gene Ontology annotation, molecular function: pectate lyase activity. Lineage: Eukaryota; Viridiplantae; Streptophyta; Magnoliopsida; Fabales; Fabaceae.
AUGGAAAUUCCACUCUCAUUUGUGUUACUCUUUCUACUUCUUGUACCUUCCUUCAUUUGUUCUUCACCAAUUCAAGACCCUGAAUUUGUAGUGGAAGAAGUACAAAAGAGCAUUAAUGCGUCAAGGAGAAACUUAGCAUUUCUUUCUUGUGGGACAGGCAAUCCCAUUGAUGAUUGUUGGAGGUGUGAUCCCAACUGGGAAAAGAACAGAAAGCGUUUAGCAGAUUGUGCCAUUGGGUUUGGUAAGCAGGCCAUUGGAGGAAGGGAUGGUAAAAUAUAUGUGGUGAGUGAUUCAGGUGAUCACCCUGUGAAUCCCAAGCCAGGAACUCUAAGAUAUGGUGUUAUCCAAGAGGAGCCAUUGUGGAUCAUCUUCAAGCGUGACAUGGUGAUCAAGUUGAAGCAAGAGUUGAUGAUGAAUUCUUUCAAAACAAUUGAUGGUAGAGGUGCAAAUGUGCACAUUGCCGGAGGGCCUUGCAUUACUAUACAAUAUGUGACCAACAUUAUCAUUCAUGGGAUUAACAUCCAUGAUUGCAAACAAGGAGGGAAUGCAUAUGUGCGGGACUCUCCUACCCAUUAUGGUUGGAGAACUCUAUCUGAUGGUGAUGGGGUGUCAAUCUUUGGUGGGAGCCAUAUUUGGGUGGAUCAUUGCUCUCUCUCCAAUUGCCGUGAUGGACUAAUUGAUGCCAUUCAUGGAUCCACUGCCAUCACUAUCUCCAACAAUUACUUGACUCACCAUAACAAGGUCAUGCUUUUGGGCCACAGUGAUACUUUCAUCCAAGAUAAGAACAUGCAAGUCACCAUUGCCUUUAACCAUUUUGGAGAAGGGCUAGUGCAGAGAAUGCCAAGAUGCAGGCAUGGAUACUUCCAUGUUGUGAACAAUGACUACACUCAUUGGAAAAUGUACGCCAUUGGGGGCAGUGCUGCUCCAACUAUCAAUAGCCAAGGCAACAGAUUUCUUGCUCCCAAUGACAUGACCUUCAAAGAGGUCACAAAGCGUGAGGUUACCCCAAAGAGCCAAUGGAAGAAUUGGAAUUGGAGGUCUUCAGGAGAUUUGAUGUUAAACGGUGCCUUCUUUACACCAUCAGGAACAGGUGCAUCUUCAAGCUAUGCCAGAGCAUCCAGUUUGGCAGCAAAACCAUCUUCACUUGUCAGUUCCAUCACAGCAUCAGCUGGAUCACUUAACUGCAGAAAGGGCUCACGCUGCUGA